AACUUAAGACCAGACCUCGGAAACCUCUUCAUCCUCGGCCACGAUUCCUCCGUAUCUCUGAUGCUGGAUAAGGUAUCUAUCAGCAACGGCUUAGCAUGGAGCGCGGAUCACAAAACUUUCUACUUUAUUGAUACGGCAGCUUAUAAGGUGGAGGCCUUUGACUGCGAUUUCGAAAGCGCCAAAAUAAGUAACAGGCGCACCAUAUAUGACUAUCGAGAAAAUGGUCUUUAUCCCCACUUUCCCGACGGUAUGACCAUUGACACAGAUGGCCUCUUGUGGGUAGCCUCCUUCGGCACAGGCAAGAUUCACUGCAUAAACCCGAACACGUGUCGAGUGGAGCGAGAGGUCAAACUCCCGACCUCCAAUCCCACCUCGGUCUGCUGGGGGGGACCGGACCUCGAUCAGCUGUUUGUUACCACCACGACCAAGAACAUCACCUCAAAACAGCUGAUUGAACAACCCGAUGCUGGGGCGGUUUUCAGAAUCACGGGACUGGGAGCGCGAGGUCGACCUGCGAGAGAAUGCGAGGUGAUGUUCUAACGCUCACAUCAUGGGAAUAUUAA
This is a messenger RNA of Penaeus vannamei (Pacific white shrimp), 563 nucleotides long. NCBI's taxonomy places the organism in Eukaryota, Metazoa, Arthropoda, Malacostraca, Decapoda, Penaeidae. The record is from RefSeq and is a predicted model, not a curated record.